GAGCAAAUGGAGUGGAAAGCGGAACCAAAAUAUGCGAGUCGGCUUCAGUUUCCACCCGGCGUGUAAACAACUACGGAACGCAGCGGAAGAAGGUCCAUCGUGCAGAAAGGCUGACCAUGUGCUAACGGCGUUAGCGUUCUGCUGCUACGUCUUCUCGGUUUACUUCCCAACAUGGAGAACAUUACAGACGGGACAUGGGACACAUUACCUGUUCAACUAAACGAGAAGAUUUUACAAACACUUGAGGAAAUGAAAUUUACUUACAUGACACCUGUACAGUCGGCUUGUAUUCCACUGUUCAUGAGCAAUAAAGACGUUGCUGCUGAGGCGGUCACCGGCAGCGGGAAGACUUUGGCUUUUGUCAUUCCUAUUAUAGAGCUGCUGCUGAAACGCGAGGAGAAACUCAAGAAGAAGCAGGUCGGUGCUCUGGUGAUCACUCCCACACGAGAACUGGCCCUGCAGAUCAGUGAAGUGAUGGGGAUGUUUAUCCAGAAGUUUCCAGAGUUCACGCAGAUUUUGCUGAUUGGUGGCAGCAACCCAGCAGAAGACGUGGAGAAGUUUACAGAGCAUGGUGGCAACAUUGUGAUUGCGACGCCCGGCCGCCUGGAGGACAUGUUCAGGAGGAAGUCAGAGGGGCUGGAACUGGCCAGCGCAGUCCGGAGCCUGGAUGUUCUGGUUCUGGAUGAGGCUGACAGGCUGCUCGAUAUGGGCUUUGAAGCCAGCCUGAACAGCAUCCUGAGCUACCUGCCCAAACAGAGACGGACGGGCCUGUUCUCUGCCACCCAGACUCAGGAGCUGGAGAAGCUGGUGAGGGCCGGCCUCAGGAACCCCGUCCGCAUCACCGUCAAAGAGAAAGGUCAGGCUGCCUCGGCCACCCAGAAGACCCCGGCCCGCCUCUCCAACUACUACUUCAUUUGCAGAGCAGAGGACAAGUUCAACAACCUGGUGGCGUUUCUAAGGCAACACAAGCAUGAGAAGCAGCUGGUCUUCUUCAGCACCUGCGCCUGUGUGGAGUACUUUGGCCGAGCCCUGGAGUCGCUGGUCAAGAAGGUCACCAUCCACUGCAUCCACGGCAAGAUGAAAAAUAAGCGCAGCAGUAUUUUUUCAGACUUCAGGGCCUUAAAGAGCGGGAUCUUGGUGUGCACCGACGUCAUGGCCAGAGGCAUCGACAUCCCCGACGUGAACUGGGUUCUGCAGUACGAUCCCCCCAGCAGCGCCAGUGCUUUUGUGCAUCGAUGUGGGAGAACAGCGCGGAUCGGUAACUAUGGCAACGCCCUCGUCUUCCUGCUGCCAAUGGAGGAACCCUAUGUCAACUUCUUGUCCAUCAACCAGAAGUGCCCGCUGCAGAAGAUGUCUGCUAUAAAGGACGUGGUGGACGUGCUGCCCAAGGUGAAGGCCAUGGCCCUGGCCGACCGCGCCAUGUUCGACAAGGGCAUGAGGGCCUUUGUGUCGUACGUCCAGGCUUACGCCAAACACCAAUGCAGCCUCAUCUUCAGAGUAAAAGAUCUGGAUUUUGUGUCCCUGGCCAACGGCUUCGCGCUGCUCCGCCUGCCGAAGAUGCCGGAGCUGAAGGGGAAAACGUUUCCCGACUUCGUGGAGACGACGGUGAACACGGACAGCAUCCGCUACAAGGACAAAAACAGACAGAAGCAGAGGCAGAAGAUGCUGGCCGAGCUGAAAGACAAAGAGAAGACGGAGCUUCCCAAGAAGAACUUCGUCAAGAACAAGUCCUGGUCCAAGCAGAAGUGCAAGAAGGAGCGCAAGAAAAAACGCGCCGCCAAAAGGAAACACGACGAGGACUCCGACAUGGAUGAAGAAUACAUGAAGGAGCUUUUAGAAGACACUCGCCUCCUUAAGAAACUAAAAAAAGGCCAGAUCAGCGAGGAAGACUUCGAGCAACAGCUCACAAACUCAAAGCAGGAGGCAGGCGGACCAUAAACGUCUGUUUUAUUGUUUAGCAAAGUGACGCGGUUAUAAAUAGAGUUUGAUGAGUUCGUCGCUGACGGCCGACGGGGUGAGGACCCCCAGGUCUGUGAAGAGCAGGGUGAUGAGGGAGGGGGGCGUGUAGUCGAUGACCGGGUGCUCCUCCGACAGGUUCCGGCUGCUCUUCAGGGUGUCGGCCUUGUACUGUGCGGGACAGGAAGCACAAGUCAAUAAAUCUGGAUAAAGGGACGGAAAAUCCUUCAAAAUAUAAAAAUAAAAACAACACACAAAAUAAGGAAGCCGCACCUUAAACUUAACGGGGACGUCCUGUUGGUUCAGCGGAUACAGGCGAACAAAUUUAAAACUUUCUGCAACGACGUAGAAGGGCUUGUUGUGAGCCUUGGAGCACAGAGCCAUCUGAUAGGUGCCGAUCUGGGGAAAAACACACACACACACACACAUACUCUGGAUUCUGUUGGAAACGUACAACUGCCCCGUGUUCACACAGACCUGAUCUGAUCUGUGUAUUCAGCUCCCUCCAGUUUGAGUUUUAUCUGGGGCGGCGAAGGAAACGCACCUUGUUGAUGAUCCCUCCGCUCUCGACGACUCCCUCUGCUCCCACAAUGACCAGGUCCACCUUCUCCAACACAUACCUGGAAGACGGAAAACUGAAACUGAGCAGCUUUUAAAAACAGGUUCAUUGAAACAAUGUAAACGGAAAUAUUAAGCAUUUUUCCUCAACGUUUGCAACCAUCCGAUCUGUUAUUUUAAAUACUGAAACAAAGUUUAUCAUCUAGUGGUGCAUCAAUAAAUCAGCUCAGAUUUUC
Molecule: messenger RNA, 2750 nt
Organism: Gambusia affinis (western mosquitofish)
Lineage: Eukaryota; Metazoa; Chordata; Actinopteri; Cyprinodontiformes; Poeciliidae
Gene: ddx55
Product: DEAD (Asp-Glu-Ala-Asp) box polypeptide 55
Exons: 14
Coding region: 172-1938 (588 amino acids)
Cellular component (GO): nucleolus
Molecular function (GO): ATP binding; RNA helicase activity; nucleic acid binding
Source: RefSeq, a predicted model, not a curated record